UACUACGUACGUAACUACAAACAAACACACGCACGGACGAAAAAAUGGAAGCAGACGACAUUGAUUUAGAUGUUGUGGACUUGUUUUUUGACGAUAAUGAUUAUAACCCAAAAAAGUACCAGGAUGAUAUAAGUAAAAUACAAACGUUUGUAGCUGGUCAUCAUGCACGAAUGAAUAAAGUCGUCCUAGUUACAUCUGGAGGAACAGCAAUACCUCUGGAAAAUCAAGCAGUCAGAUUUAUUGAAAACUUCAGUGGUGGAAAACGAGGAGCUGCUUCAGCAGAGUAUUUUUUAUCAGAAGGCUAUGGAGUUAUAUUUCUCUACCGUCAGGGAUCUCUGAGACCUUACAGUAGACACUUUGCAGGAGGAAAUAUAUUGGACGUAUUGGAAAUAAGAGAAGAUUGCAAAGAUGGAACGUGCUCUCAACUUCAAGUUGAUACCACCAAGAUGCCUUCUCUAAUGGCUAUCGUCGAGGCCUACCAAACUGCUAAAAACUCUGGUAGGUUGUUGGAAGUUAGCUACCAUAGUCUUGUUGAUUACAUUGCGUUGUUGAAGGCGUCAAGUGAAGCCCUGCAUUUAUUGGGGUCAUUGGCAGUAUUCUACCUUGCUGCAGCGGUAUCGGACUUCUACAUUCCACCUUCUGAUAUGCCAAAGCACAAGAUACAGUCUACAUCAGGUCCACUUCAACUUGCUCUUCAUCAGGUCCCCAAAUUUCUACGAGCCCUCGUUUCAAAGUGGUCCCCAAAAGCAUUUGUGGCUACCUUCAAACUCGAAACGGAUGAAGCAAUUUUGAUAGACAAAGCACUAGGAGCUCUCUCUAAAUAUGGACAUCAGGUUGUGAUAGCAAAUAUUUUACAUGAGAGGCGGUACAGAGUAAUUAUAGUAACCAAGGAAGAACAAAAAGAACUUUUACUCAGUAGAGCUUCGCAAGACCAGGAGCACGAUAUUGAAAGAGUAAUAGUUAGGGAUAUCUGUAUACGACAUGAUCAAUUCCACAAGGGAACUGAAGUUUAGGGGCAAAAAAUCUUCUUCUUUCAUUAAAAUUUCUAUCCAUUCUUUUUUCCUUUUUUUCCAUGUGUACUUUGUUCCCUCAGAACGUUAUUAGGGAGCUUUUGAUUGCACGACGAUGGUAGGACGUAGAACGUAGUGACGUCACAUAAAGUCAUCUGCGCAUGCGAGAACGUUGAGUUCUCGCGGUCACAUGGAUUCUAGGACACAAUUUGGCCAAAUAUACGUUCUGCAAAGAACGUCGGACGGUCACGCAUGAGUGAAUCCGUUCUGCCAUUGUGUCGUCGCACAUAUCGGAAGCUUCAUAUUAUCAAUUUUGGCAGGAGUCCCAAAGUUUUGGUCGCAUCAUAUACUUAUACGGAUCUUUCCAGAUUAACAACUGACUAUCAGAGCAUGUUAUUUAAUAGCCAGGAAUAUGCUCCUGUCCCACAAACACCCAAGUUUAUGGACAUUUUGCACAGUUUAAGAUCUCACUCUUUAGCAAGAAUAUCCUAGGGGAAUGGGCUGGCUUAGCGGGAAGGUCUUUAUAUACAACAUACCAGUGUGUAUCUAUUCAUGAAUGUUUGUGAAAGCAAUGCUGCCUCAAAAUCAAUUGGGAUUCUCGUUCUAUGAAGAAGCAGAUUGCUUGCCUUGUGAUCAUGUUUAAGCAGCAGUGGUGCCACCAAGAUUUGUCAGUUUGUGUUGGGGGAGGGGUGCCAGGGUGAAGCCCUGGUGGGGAUCAGGGUGGCUAGUACUACUGUUGCUUAAAGAAACUGAUUUUGGCUCAUCUGUUCUAGAAUGUUUUACAACAUAUUUUACUACCCAAAUAUGUUUUUUUCCCCGAUGAAUAGUGCCGACGGGACUGCUGGUAUGGGUAGUGCGGGGAGAGGGGGAUGAGAGCCGGCUUCCUGCUGACACCCCGCAGCCUUUGUCACUGUUAAGCAAUAAAAUAUCUUAAUAGUUCAGUGAUUGAAUGUAGAUACAUAAAUUAUUUGAAUUAUACAAUUAAAUUUUGUGUUUAAGGCACAUUGAAUAACUUAUGCCAUGAACAGUUUUUCUACACAUUGUAGAUUUUAAAUAAAAUUAUAGUUACUGUUAAAAUUA
Molecule: messenger RNA, 2090 nt
Organism: Anneissia japonica
Lineage: Eukaryota; Metazoa; Echinodermata; Crinoidea; Comatulida; Comatulidae
Product: phosphopantothenate--cysteine ligase-like
Exons: 5
Coding region: 45-1013 (322 amino acids)
Biological process (GO): coenzyme A biosynthetic process
Cellular component (GO): cytoplasm; nucleus
Molecular function (GO): phosphopantothenate--cysteine ligase activity
Source: RefSeq, a predicted model, not a curated record